Molecule: messenger RNA, 5971 nt
Organism: Tachysurus fulvidraco (yellow catfish)
Lineage: Eukaryota; Metazoa; Chordata; Actinopteri; Siluriformes; Bagridae
Gene: samd1b
Product: sterile alpha motif domain containing 1b
Exons: 7
Coding region: 1-1821 (606 amino acids)
Molecular function (GO): protein binding; DNA binding
Source: RefSeq, a predicted model, not a curated record
AUGUCCGAACCGCGGUACCGAGAGUGGAUCCUGGAGACAAUCGACUCGCUGCGCUCGAGGAAAGCGCGACCGGACCUCGAGAGGAUCUGCCGGAUGGUGCGCAGGAGACACGGCUCAGACCCAGACCGCACGCGGGCCGAGCUCGAGAAGCUCAUCCAGGAGCAAACUGUGCUGAAAGUUAACUACAAGGGCUCUGUGUCGUACCGGAACGCCGCCAAAGUGCAACGGAAAUGCCGACGGAAGGUCGAGCAGGCUGGCGAGCGCACCAAACACCCCGCUUUCGACAACAGCAGCAGUAGUAGCAACGCCAAGAACGACAACAUCAGCGCGCGCAGUCCCGCGGACCUGGAAGCGCUCGAGCUGACGCCGUGCAGAGAUCCUUCACCCAGCAGCUGCUCGCGCUCCGCUAAAGAGAAACGGGAAGAAGAAGACGAUGGAGAAGAAGAAACCGCGGUUUUGUCUCCUGCGACAGGCGAAAUCAGCAGUUUCACGAGUUGCAACGGUAGAAACAGCUCGUGUGACACUUCCAGUCCCGCCGCUGGACGGGUCGAUGGAGGAGAAGAGACGCGCUCUGUUCUCGGCCACGGGAGCAGCGACCUGCCCGAGUCCGAGCGGCGAACUUGCACGAGCGCUCGAAACAAUAAGCAACACGCUCCCCAACUCAGGGCUGCAAAGAGCAGCGACAAAGCAGUGGAUCUAGGCGACCGGCUCGUGGCGGCCGUGUGGAGUCUGAGCGAGCGGAACAGUCGGGGUCACGCACCGCUCGGGCUCAAAGAGAUCCUGGGCUACCUCGGCACGCAGGCCGCGCACGCGGACGGUGAGAAGCUGACCCGCCACCGCGUCAAAGUGGUGCUGGAGCGCGAGAUAGAGAAAGGUCGCUUGCGCAGGACGCGCCUCGGUCACAUCACCGUGCCCGGGAGGAGAUGGGGGGGGAGCACGGGGGCGGCCAAGGCGUCCGAGCGACUCCCGGUGAACACGAACAGCGCACCGCAGGACGGGCGCAUCUCAAAGCAGAAAGAUAUAAAGGAGGAGGAGUCAAUGGAGGUGGAAUGUGAGGAGGAUGGAAAGAUGAACGAAGAAGCUGAGCCUCUGACCCAGCUCCAGCCCCAAUACACCAAAGCAGAAGAAGAAACAGACGUCAAAAUACACUCACAUGCUCCACUUUCAACCAGUGUAGAGGUGAAGGCAUGUGGAAGUAGUGUUACUCACACACCAGUGAUCACGGAGGAGAAACUCCGGCCUUCCCUGCUGUCAUCACCCUCGAAACUGGUAUCAACUCAUCAGGAAGCCGAAAAUGAACAAUGUGGAACUGAAGUUGAAAUGGUGGUAAAAGGAGAGUCAAUUCAAUCAGAAACACAAGAUCAAAGAGAACCAAUAAGUGACCAAGUGCACACAUUCACACAGGAUGAAGCGGUUAUUGUCUCAGAUGGGGUCAUACCACCACCCUCUAUUCCCAUUAAAAAUUUUUGUAAGGCAGAAGUGGCUGUGUCCUCCUGUCUGCUGACUCCAUCUGCCUCUCCAGGAGCAGCUGAGGAACGAGGGAUGAACGGAGGAGUUUUUGUAAAGUCAGAGUCGAGUAUUACAAAUCUGGUCGACUGGACAGUGGCAGACGUCGCCAGUUAUUUCACAGAAGCAGGAUUUCCAGAGCAGGCUCUCGCCUUCAGGAUGCAGGAGAUCGACGGGAAAUCACUCCUUCUGAUGCAGCGCAACGAUGUCCUGACUGGCCUGUCAAUCAGACUAGGCCCUGCCCUCAAGAUCUAUGAGCGCCAUGUGAAGGUUUUGCAGAGAACCCACUUCCAGGACGAUGAAGCAUUCUGCUGAGACCCACACUCUCUGUUCUAUGUACAAAUGGUCAGAUUUCUCUCUGGCACACAACGGAGCUUUCUACUAAGACAAAACCAACUUACAUACACACUCUAAUACUUCUGCAUUUCAUUUUGGACUUUCCCUUCCAUUUUAACCAUGGAACAUUCCAGAUAUUUGUUCUAAAGAUACUAACGCACACUCACACAUGAUAUUAUAUCUUUUCAUUCCUAUGAGGAUGAAGAACAUCUAGUGAGGUGUGAAAAAGCCCCUGAGAUCACCCCACACUUUGGAGUAACAAAAACAAAGAAGUUAUUUAUUUCAUGAUGGACUGAUCAUGUGUUUACAGCUGAGAUGGAUUUGAUGCCUCUGCCCAUGAACUUUUACCUAUGGUCAAAUUCAGUGGCCGAUGCCAUAGGCAUCUGUGAUGUUCAAUAGGGGGCAGCAAAUGGCUUGAAUGCACCCUAAAACACAGAAGUGUCUGUGGCGUGGAUGAUGCCACUUUUAAGGACUUCAUGGUCUGAAAUCAGAUUUUGUGUGCAGGAUUUCACACCAGCGCUGGACGUGCUUAUUCAACGGAAUAACAUUUUCUUUUUUCUGAGCAAGAGCUCACUGAGAUCUUUUAGAACAUAUUGCUGAGUCACAGUUUCUGACCUACAUAGCUGCGGCAUUGCAUCCUGGUCUUCCCUAUGCAUUUGGCAAAAUGCUGUGUGCAGAGAUUCUAGAACAGAUUCUAGAACCCUCAGUCAUUAACAGCUUCUGGAAUCUGCAUUAGAACAUGAUAGUUAUUAUUGGUAUCUAUCAUAUUCUAGACCAGGUUCUAGAAUCCUCCCAAAGAUCAUUAGAGAGUCCUGGAUUCUGUAUCAGAAAACAAUUUAUAGAAUCUGUCAGAUUCUAGAACAGGUUGUAUAACCUCCCAAAGCUCCACAAAACAUCUUAGAUUUUUGGAUUCUUCUUAAGAAAAACUUGAUGACAGCUAGAUUUCUUUCCUUUUUUUUUUUUUUUUGCUGAGCUCAUAUGCAGUGUAUGCUAUAUGGCCAAAACUAUGUGCACCCCGACCAUCACACCCUUAGGUGCUGGUUGAACAUCUCAUUCCAGAUUUAUUAGCCUUCACUGUUAUAAUAAACUCCACUCAACUGGGAAGGCUUUUUCACUGGUUGUUGUAAUGUGUUUGUGGGGGUUUGUGUUCAUUCAGGUACAAGGGCAUUAGUGAAAUUGGCCCUUAUGUCAUGCUAGAGGGCCUGGGGUACAGUCAAUGUCCUAGUUCAUCCCAAAGGUGUUCAGUGGGGUUGAGUUAGUCAGUGCUCUGUGCAGGACACCAGCUUUAACACAUCAUUUGUACAUUUGCUUGCUUCACAGUUCCAGUGAAGAUAAAGUGCGAUGCUACAGCACACAGAGACAUUAUAUACAGUUGUGUGCUUCCAUCUUUGUGGCAACUGUUUAGAGAAGAGCCACAUGGGUGUGAUGGUCAGAGAAAGAACAUACUUUUAACCAUAUAAUGUAGCUUGCAAAAUGGAACUCCCUUUAAAAUGUUAAGCAGUGCUAUAAUUCUUAGUGUGCUAUAAAUUUUCAUUGAGAUCUGAGGUCCAUCAGUAAAAAUCACAUGGACCUAGAAGUAACUGCAGACUGUUUUGCUUUGUACAUAUGUAAAUGUGACAUGAAUUUCACCUGUUCAUAUAAUGAAUUAAUGACGGGCUUCUCACCAGCAAUUUCAUCCCUCAUAAAAGCUCUCACCACAGAUGUUGUUCAGAAAGUGUUUUGUAUUUGGGAGUGCUAAUCUACCGUGUGUUUUUGGUAAGCAAGAUGCUGGACAGCCAACAGCUAAAUUUGUUGGUUGGAGCGAACAGUGUUGGACCAGAGGUGGAAACAGUGAUAAUCUGUUGGAUUUGUGACCGCUUUUGGAAAGUGGGAUAUAUUUUAUUUGACAUUCAAUUUAAGGAUCUUUGCUGAUAAAAUGACUGGUGUUACAUUUUAUUGAUGGGGCAUUUCAUAAACAGCUUGCUUCUGUGCUUUAAUAUGACUUAAUGUACUGUGAUAUGACUGAAUAUGUGAAUACUAGUAAUAACAAUAAUAAUAUUGCUAAUAUAAUAUUGUAGAUAAAAGUUUACCAUCAAGCGAUGUUAGCUGUUGUACUUUUGAUGUAGAUAUCCAAUCAUAAUGUUACAGUGUUGCUAGUUGUAAAUGAGUGUAUUGCAAGGUGCUUAUGAAGUGCUCUGUAAAUAAAAUGAUGAAGAAGUAAUGCAAUAACAUUCUUAAUAAUUCAAACAAAUUCUCACAAUAAGAAUUACAUUUAAACAAAUGGCAAACAUGAUAAUAUAAUACUGAAGGCUUUCUCAUGCCUUAUGUGGGAAUAUCUAUGUACAUAUUCUGAGGUUUGACAUAAAAUACGGACUUUAUUUACACAAUUAUUACAAAAUAUAAACUGUUAGGUUCAUGGCUUAGUAAAAAUCAUAGAUAAUGAUUUUAAUUGCAUAUCAGCUAGCUUGCUGCUUGUUGGAGAGAUCAUGAGAGAUCAAGUAACAAUGAUUACAUAGCUGGCUAAUAUGAGUGCAGUGCUACAUUUAGGUAGCUUGAAUAUUUAAAUAUUGAUCCUAAAUUAGUGAAUUGUGUGAUUAAGUCCAGUAUUUCAUGCUUAAAAAUUAUGCUAACUGAAAAAAGGCUUUUUCAGAUCAAAUUACCAUGUUGUCAUAUUGUCUGGCUUAAACCUGGAUACAGUCUGACAUUACGGUUCGGGAGGGUGGGGGUCUGGGGGGAAUCUGAUUUUUUUUUUUUUUUUUUUAAAGAGGCCCUGAUGCUGUGUGUGACUUGAAACAGUAACUGUUAUUUAUUACUUCAUGUUUUUAUAAAACUUCCUUUUAUGUGUUGUUGUCAUGUUGAGUAUAUCAUGAUGCUUAAAGUGCUUAACAUGCCUCCUGUGUGAAUGUGAUAUGUAAGGCCCACUAUUUCAUUUGUUACAAGAUUUUUUACAGUGUGUUUUUAUAGACUGAAAGCAGUAGGAAUUAUAGGAUCUAUUGAGGGAAGUCCAAAUUAAGAGACCAAAGUGAACACUGUGUGUUACAAGUGUACAUGCGAUACUGUCUGAAUGAACUGAGAUUAUAUGGCAUAUUAAACCAAUUAAGUGGUGUGUGUGAGGUGGAUAUAGAAGUUAAGUGUCUUACACAUGAGAAAUUGGACUUUAAUAAGCAUCACCUAAAAAUGGAUAAAUGAUCAUUUACUGACAGUAAACAGUUCCUGAUGUUUUAAAACCUGAUUGUGUUAAUAUGGCAACUUACAGAUCAAUUUGGCCAUUCUAAAAUACAGCUGCCCAGAAAUACCAUGCAUUACCUUGAUCUAGUGAAAACAAGAUGAUGUAGAUGUGUAAUGUUUAGAUGUGCAAGGAUGUAAAGUUAAAAAUAUAGUCCGCUUUAACUAGUAUUAACUAGUAUUGCUUUUAGGUAGCUUAGAUCACAGCUAGGUGACUGCUGAAAACAAAAUGCAGGUUGUUUAACAGCGGCAUAAUUGUUGUUACAUUUUAGCACAGGACUGUAAAAUUAAUGACAAGUGUACAGGCCUAAUUGUUCAACUUAUCUCAAUUCUCAGUAAUGACUUAAAAACAUUAGGUGAUGGUCUUGAGAUAAUGGGAAUUUUUUUUGUUAUUAUUAUUAUUAUUAUUAUUUUAUAACAUAAUGGAGAAUAUAAACAACAAUAAUAUCAUUAAUAAUAAUAAUUUAAAAAACUAAUGGUUCCACUGAACUUUGGUGAGAUUUUUCUGAUGUCCAUCUUUUUUGUUUGUAUGUAUUUUCACAUACAUCAUAACAAAAAAAUUUUGUUUGAAUGCAACUCUUGACUGUUAUUCUGUUUUUAUUUUUGCACUAUAAAUGCUCUUUAGUGCUGUGUGUUUGUGCUAGGCUGUGUACGAUAUUUUCAUGAACUUGUCCCAGGAACAAGACAGUGAUGAAUGUGCACAUUAGUUUGACCACAUUUCUGAAAUAGGUCCCACAUUUCUAUGCAUCAAGGCUUCGUGUGACUGAGGCCUUAUCUGUUGUCAUGCUGCUCUGUACUGUGUUUGGGUUUGUUGUGUCUGUAGAUUUAUACCUCAUCUGUGCAAUGGCUCAUGGCUUAUUAAUCGUCUGCUGUUACUUUUGUUAAGAAGGAACAUUUUAAUUAAAAAGCAAAGAUACUCCUGUGA